Bolinopsis microptera is the source of this 492-nucleotide messenger RNA. RefSeq lists its product as uncharacterized. Gene Ontology annotation, molecular function: protein binding. Gene Ontology annotation, biological process: proteolysis. Lineage: Eukaryota; Metazoa; Ctenophora; Tentaculata; Lobata; Bolinopsidae. Gene Ontology annotation, cellular component: extracellular region. The coding region runs from base 1 to 492 and encodes 163 amino acids. The record is from RefSeq and is a predicted model, not a curated record. The transcript is spliced from 4 exons.
AUGUAUUGCCAAUUGACAGAAUCUGCUACAAUCGACACCUGGAAAGAAUGCGUCCAAGAAAACAUCAAUUAUCCCGGUGCAGACAUCGUCAAUUCGGCUGGAAUAAGUAAUAUCGAAGAGUGUGCAGCAUUCUGCCAAACUGUGGAGAAUUGUGUAGCAGCUUCGUUCAACAAACAAUCCAAGACAUGCUACGCUAAAAACAAAAGAAACGGAGACCGGGUCAAUUCAGACAGCAAUACAGUCAGCGUCUCCUUGAUGUGCCUAAGUGCAAACCGAGGUGGAAUCAGUCGAUGUGCGAAGAGUGGAGUCAGGUUCACUGGAUCAGUCAUCCAUACGACAUCAACAGCUUCUCUUGAUCUCUGUAUCCAGUUCUGUGCUAACAAAGACAACUGUGAGUCUGUGUCCUACAACAGUUCUUCAAGGAGUUGCGAGGCACACAACAAGCGACUUGGAGCUAGCAGAGGAAAUGUGGGCGGACUACAGCACUUCUAA